Messenger RNA from Coniophora puteana RWD-64-598 SS2, 1641 nucleotides. Its product is annotated as FAD/NAD(P)-binding domain-containing protein. The record is from RefSeq and is a predicted model, not a curated record. Lineage: Eukaryota; Fungi; Basidiomycota; Agaricomycetes; Boletales; Coniophoraceae. Bases 275 to 1528 code for a protein of 417 amino acids. The transcript has 6 exons. Gene Ontology annotation, molecular function: monooxygenase activity; FAD binding.
CGCGAUCUAACGCGCUCUACUGAACGUUGAACACUGGUCUAGUCACAACUGAUUGGGAGUGAAUCAGGCUUCGUCGAUCAACGGCGUAGGUACGGCUCCGCUGAGCCGUCUGCAUCUCCGGAUAGGGGCUCUCACCGGGGGCUGUGGCAAGUGUCAUGUUCAGAGCUGUUAUAAAACCAGUGGACGGAGUCCUUCCAGGAAGAACCAGCUCCCUUCUACUCACUUUUUCAGCGAUCUUCAUUGUAAAGUCAAAAUCAAGACACCGAACGCGACAAUGGACACCACUAAGACCAAAGUGAUCGUCGUCGGCGCAGGCAUGGCUGGCCCUGUUCUCGCCACCUUCCUCAAGCUCAAAGGCUACAACCCCAUUCUCUACGAGAGAUCUCCCGAGUUCUCAAACGCCGGUCUUGCUCAUGCCAUGCAAGCCAACGGCCUCCGCGUCCUCAACCUCAUCCCCGGCCUCUUCGAGCGCGUCCAGAACGCCGGCCGCCCGCUCAAGAAGAUGAUCCAGAUCGACGCGACCGGGGCAGGCGACAACGUCCUCGGCGAAAUCGACUUCGCCGAGCUGCAAAAGGACGCCGGCUUCGCGACGAUCGGCAUCAAGCGCGCCGUGCUGCACGAUCUACUCCUCACCGUCGCGAAGGAGCACGGGAUCGAGGUCAGGUGGGGACACCAGGCCGUGUCGUUUGAGCAGGAAGAGGACAAGGUGCACGUCGGGUUCGCGAACGGAUUCAAGGACACGGCGAGCUUCGUGGUUGGCUGCGAUGGGUUGCACAGUAACACCCGAACGUCGCUGUUUGGGUACGAGAAGGCGGAUUUCCUGGGGGUGGUACAGACAGGUGGCUUGACACCAUCGAAGUUUGCGUUCGAGAAGGAUGCUAUGCUGGACAUGUACCAUGAGGGCAAGCACAUGGUGUCGUACUCGUACAACGACCACAUGAACGCCUGGGCGAUCACCUCCUGUGAGGAGGAGCACAAAGAGGACUGGCGUGCGCAGGAUGACCAUAUCGCGAACGCCGUCAAAGACCCCAACAGUCGCCUGUCACAGUGGGGACCAGCAUCCAAAGCCAACGACCUCGUCACGAACGCCCAGAAGAUCAUCAAAUACGGACUGUACGACCGACCCGAGCUCAAGACGUGGUACAAGGGGCGGAUCGUCCUUCUCGGUGACGCCGCACACCCCACGAGUCCGCACCUGGGCCAGGGCGCGAACCAGUCCUUCGAAGACGUCUACCACCUCGUGCGCGUCCUGUACAAAUUCAACCCCGACGCCGGCCAGCCGUCCACCGAAACACUAAGCAAGGCAUUUGCCGAGUACGAGGGCGUCCGGCUGCACCGCACGACGCAGAUGGUGCAGGGCGCGCGCGAGCGCGGGGAGAGCAGGGUGCUCGAGGAUCCCGAGGCGAUCAGGGCGCGCAAUAAGGCGCUGAGGGAGAGCUUGAGCGACGAGGGGUUUAAGCAGCGGCUGGUGGAUGUCGUUUCGGGGCCUUUUAGUGGGGAGAGCGAGCUUGGUCCGCUUGGGCUGUAAUUAUGCUACAGUGAACACGGGGCCGGGUGGACUCUAUUUGUGGCGUUGGUAUGCUGUAUACCUCGUAAUAGUAGUGGGCUUGCGAGCGUCAGGAAAGGCAAUUCCCAUCCUCC